Messenger RNA from Musca vetustissima, 2603 nucleotides. It is a transcript of the gene Pdk1, whose product is annotated as 3-phosphoinositide-dependent protein kinase 1. Gene Ontology annotation, molecular function: protein serine/threonine kinase activity; ATP binding. Gene Ontology annotation, biological process: intracellular signal transduction; peptidyl-serine phosphorylation. Bases 45 to 2603 code for a protein of 852 amino acids. The transcript is spliced from 6 exons. The record is from RefSeq and is a predicted model, not a curated record. NCBI's taxonomy places the organism in Eukaryota, Metazoa, Arthropoda, Insecta, Diptera, Muscidae.
AUAUUUAAAACGGGAUCCAAGCUAUACCAAAUAAAGGCCUCCUCAUGAAAUGUAAAAGCUGGUCCAAUAAAAUCAACAAUUUUGUUGUGCGCCGAUUGAAGUUUAUGAAGAUUAACGGUCAACAGCAGCUCCCUCUAGCAACCACCUCAGCAACACAAACAUCCAAAAUGUUAGGAUGUCUGGAGCAAAUAUCCAUUGAGAAACAGCGAUUAAAUGGUGAGUGGCAUUCAUCGCCCCUGACGGCAGCAUUGGCCGCCCAACAACAACAGCAACAAUCUUCAACACCACCCUCGUCAUCACCUCAACGAUUGUCGUCAACAUCAUCGACAACAUCGUCUACGGCCAGUAGCAAUACAACAUGUUGUCGGCUACGUUAUCAACAACAGCAACAACAACAAAAAUCAAAUGGUGUUAAUAUUGCUGCUGGUUGUGAAUCCGCCAACACCACUACCACCAUACCCUUAGCCUCAUCACAAACAUCCACAUCAUCGGGAAUAUCAUCAGCCACAACAACAUCGUCGUCAUCAUCCUGCUCUGCCUCUUCCUCCUCCUCCACAGCCAAUCAUAAUUCAACAAAUUUAUAUCCUUCAAAAUCAUCACCACCUGCCGCCAAUAAUGCCGCCGCCAUUACACCGCCAAAGAAAUCACCAAAAGAUUUUAUUUUUGGUAAAUAUAUUGGUGAGGGCAGUUUCAGUACCGUUUAUUUGGCCGUCGAUGUCAAUACGAAACGUGAAUAUGCAAUAAAAGUCUGCGAAAAACGCCUAAUUUUACGCGAACACAAACAAGAGUACAUACGACGCGAACGCGAAGUUAUGCACACCCUGACAAAUGUUCCUGGUUUUGUGAAUUUAUCCUGCACCUUCCAAGAUGCCCGUUCACUUUACUUUGUCAUGACCUAUGCCAAAAAUGGCGAUCUGCUGCCAUAUAUCAAUAAAGUUGGUUCCUUCGAUAUCGAUUCAACACGCCACUAUGCUGCCGAACUAGUAUUAGCCUGCGAACAAAUGCAUCGACGCAAUAUCGUGCAUCGUGACUUGAAACCGGAGAAUAUUCUCUUGGACGAGGAUAUGCACACGCUGAUUGCCGAUUUCGGAUCGGUGAAAAUCCUAACGGCCGAAGAAAAGGCCCAGGCCCAAGCAUUUUUACUAUCGGGUGGUAUUGAUUUGGCCAAAAAGGCCAGAUGUCAAUCGGGUGGUAGUAUGCGUAGCGAUGAUGAUGAUUACAAUGAUGAUGAUGAGGAUUAUGAAUCGACCGGUUCAUCGGGUAGUUGUGGUGAUGCUGAGACAGGGGGUGAAACCGAUUCACCGCGUGCCAGACGCCAUCAGGCGCCAGCACCCCGUUAUCACAGAAAACGCCGCGGCAGUUUUGUGGGCACCGCCCAAUAUGUCUCGCCCGAAGUGUUGCAGAAUGCCCCCAUUACCCCAGCCGCCGAUUUGUGGGCCUUGGGCUGUAUUAUCUAUCAAAUGAUGUCGGGCUUGCCACCAUUCCGUGGCUCCAAUGACUAUGUCAUCUUCAAGGAGAUUAUUGCCUGUAAUUUAGAUUUCCCCCAAGGUUUCGACAAAGAUGCCGAAGAUCUAGUCAAAAAACUCUUAAAAUUAAAUCCAGCCGAACGUUUGGGUGCCCAAGAGUUCGGCGGUCAAUAUGACAGCAUUCGUUCACAUCCCUUCUUUAAGAAUGUUGAUUUUGAUUCGGUACGCCAGACAACACCACCAGCCAUAUCACCAUAUUUACCCGAUUUGGUACGCGAAGAUGAGAACGAGUUUAUGCUGUGCGAUAAUUUGGAACCUGGACUCGAUGAUAAACAAUUGACCCGGCUGUUGGGCAAGGAAUUGGGUUGUAUUAGCAGUGAUGAUGAUUGUUAUGAGCGGAAAAUGAGUUCGGACAGCUUUGAUUUAUCUGAUGUGGAAAAACACCGACGUUUGGAGGCCCAAAAAUCCGAUAAAUGGCAUGUCUUUGCCGAGGGCGAAGUCAUUUUGAAGAAGGGUUUUGUCAACAAACGCAAAGGUCUGUUUGCCAGACGCCGCAUGCUGUUGUUAACCACCGGACCCCAUCUCAUCUAUAUCGAUCCUGUGCAAAUGGUGAAAAAAGGUGAAAUUCCAUGGAGUCCGGAAUUGCGUGCCGAAGCCAAAAAUUUCAAAAUUUUCUUUGUGCAUACGCCCAAUCGUACCUAUUAUUUGGAUGAUCCCGAAGGUUUCGGCCUUGAAUGGGUGGCAGCUAUUGAGAAAAUGCAUCAUCUUACCUAUAGCAGAGUACAACAACAACAACAUAUGAUGAUGAAUAGCUCAAAUUCAAAUGCGGCUGCCGGUAUUGUUUCCUCCUCACCAUCCACCUCAUCAUCCUGUUCGACGGCCUCCUCAACCUCCUGCAGCAAUAAUACCACAACAAACUCCAAUGCCCGUUUGGUGGCAAUGAAUCUGAAUAAUAAUAACAGCAAUAGCAACAAUAACAAUAAUCACAAUCACAGUCACAGUCAUUCAACAAGUUCGGUAGCAGCAAAAACCUCCUCCUCGUCCACCACAGCCAUAUCGUCGUCCUCAUCAAUAGCCCACAAGACAUCAUCGUUACUGACAGCGCCGUUUACAAUAUUGAAAACGGCCUCAAAUUAA